AUGGCUGAUCAUGAUCCUGGACGACAAGUAACUUGGAUACCGCUGCCCAGAGCAGCUGCUUUCAAGUUUCCAACCGUCAAGUUUCCUGCUACCGUAGAGAAAAAUUGUAGGCUUGUCGAGAAUUAUGCUUUUGAAAAACGAUUUUUAGGCUAUAAGAAAAUGGCAGAAAAAGCUGCUGAAAGACAACUUGUUCUGAAAAACAAAAAGAAAAAUGGAAAAGGCAAAGCCCAAAGCGCCAACUCACCCAGCGCUUCUACUGUUGAGAGAGCGAAUGAUAAUUGGGUGGAUCUGACACAAUCAGCUGGACAAGUUUCGGGAUCUACUCACAAAUGGGAACUUGAAAUCGGAGGAAACGUCUUUGCGUCUAGUUACUCAAUGCUCUCAGAAGAAGCUGUCACGGACCCCAGCACCUUGCAUUUCUAUUACAACAAGAACGAUCAAACGAGACUCACAACUCCGGAAAAAGCACUUGAUUUGACCAAAGAAGGGAAAUUCGCCAGACUGGAUCAUUACUUUGAUGUUCAUAACUUCAACGAGUUCACUGUGCGUGCCUACAAAAGAGUGAUCAAAAAUGAGACUGAUCACUACGUUUUCUGGGAUGAAGCUUAUCAGUUUUUACUGUCAGCACGACGAAAACUAGGUCAACAAGACAAUCAGUGGACAGUAUGUCAGCAACGUCUCCAUAACAAAAAUGUGGAAAAAAUGACGGAGCACACCAAAUUGAAUAUGAUUACUGUGGAGGAGUUCAAGAAGCAGGUGGGAGAGCACAAUGUCGACAGAUUCAAAAUCACAAUCGUACCUGAUGCUAUUCAAAUGGCGACCACACAAAUUGCUAUCGACGAUCCAUGCGCCGUUGUCUACACGUUCGUCUCCACUGUGAAAGUAAUGGAUACUAGCCAAGCGGUGCUGCGCAUUGUUUUAGAUGCAAUUUCUGGAAUCGAUUGGAGAGAAGUGAAUCUCUUUUCUGAUCCCAACUUCGCCGAUUUCGAUGAUACAAUGCACCGUACUUUGUACUCCGUGACGAACUGCUCAGAUGGUAAAAUGAUUGCCUGCGAAACGUUUGAAAUUUACUUUCGAGCCAUGAGGACGAUUCGUCAUUGGGAAUUUCUGCUGAAGGCCGAUUUCGAUUACUUGCAUAAGGGCAUGCCAUUUGACGCAUUGAUUCCGUUUGAUUCCCAUAUUGAAGUUGGAGCUCAUCACGAUUUGACGAACUAUGUCAAAACGAACAAGGCAGAAAUUCCGGUUUGGCUUUCAAGGAUUUCCAUUAUCGGCGCUUACUUCUCCAGUUAUGUGAAGCGCUCCCAAAAAUUCGAUGGUAGGGUCUUCGAAUUGAUGAUUGAAGCAUUGUUUUGCAAAAUGCCUCUCGAAGAGAGGGAUAAUCAUGAACAGAUGAUGAACUCAAUGUACAAUGACUGGGUCAACAUCAAUGAAAAGAGAGGAACAAAACCAUUUUUCGUGGGCUUGGAUCCAAUAAUUACUACGAACCUGAAUGUUCAUUAUGAUUUUGAUGACAAAUUUCAAAACAAUUCUGAACCAUGUGAGUGUCCAAUGUGGAAGACAAGAGCUACAAGAGGGUUCUGUGAUAUAAAGAGAAAAGACGAACAACUCGCUGAGGAGAUAGCAAAGACGAUUCGAUUGCUUUCGAAGGUUGAGGAAUUAGAAAAAUGGAAGAGAGAUUGUCUGAAAAAGGAAAAUAGUGAACUGACCAAUUCACUCCGCAUCAUCAGAGAGUUGGAGAAAGAGAACAAAACUCACGUUGAGGAACUCAUUCGCUUAAAUAAUCUUCUAAAGGAUACGGCGAUUCUGCUUGAUUCGAGAGCGAUAGAAAGUAACGUAAUGAUUGGAGCGGAAUGCAAGGAAGAGUUGAAAACGUUGCGCGAGCAACUUGACGCAAUCGUUCAGGAAAAGGCGGAAGGUGACAGAGCAAUCGCUGAACAUGCAACAAAACUAUUUCAUUUUAUGGAAGCUUUAACAGAAGUAGAGAACGAGCGUAAUGUGUUCAAAAAGCAAUGUGAAGAGUUGAAAGAGAAAAAUGAAUGUGAAACCAACGAGAAUGCAAUUCUUAAGGAGAGAAUUCGAAUGUUGGAAAAACAAAUGGCCGUUUUGGAGAAAGAAAAGGAAACAGACAAAGGCCAGCUCAAACUGAUGGAAACCCAACUGUUAUUGGAGAAGAAUGAGUCCCUGUUGAAAAAUGCUCAAAUACAAAAGGAUAUUGAUUUUUCGAACCAGAUGCGGCAAUCAGACGCGCAGAGGUCAAUGGAACUGCAAAAAAUCAAUUUGGAAAACGAGCACCUGAAAGAUAUUUGUGAGCGCCUCGAAGAUGAAAAAAAGAAGGAAAUUCUCGAAAAGCUCAAGCUUGAACGGGAGAUGAAGCGGAUGGAAUACGAAAUGCAAGAAAUGGCAAAGUGGGAAGACCCACAAUCAGCUCACAGCAGCAACUACAGACAAACAGAAAUGCAGUGGUCUAUGGAACUGCAAAAAGUCAACUUAGACAAUGAGCAUUUAAGAGACAUCUGCAAACGCCUCGAAAAUGAAAAAGAGAAAGAAAUUCGUGAAAAGCUGAACCUUCAAAGAAUGGUUCAAAGGAUGGAAUUCGAAAUGCGUCCCUCGUUUUCAACCCAAGAACCUGGAACGAAUGGCUUCCAACAUAGAUUUUCCAACGUGCCAGUGCCUCCGUUUAUCCCACCGUCGAUGAACUCAAGCCCACCAAUCAAUAGACCUUCUUCUUCCGGACCAAAUCAAGCUGAUGUUUACCACGGCCACUACUUUAAUCAGGCGCCAGUGUUGACGUCUCACCAGCCCAUGAACCCGUUUGUAGAAUCGAAUACCGAUUAUUCUGCAGCAAGAGCAACGCUUCCAUCGCCCAUCGCCAAUAAGGCGGAGAACUUGGAAGAAUUCAUCGAGAUAUUCAAACGACUCGGCCAAGAUUCUCACGAAAAUGCUCCGCCGGUAUCACCCCACACUGCCCAACAAAACGGUUUCAUUGCCGGAUUCGGACUGACUGCUCGAGACCAUGAAGUCUGGGGUCCACAAAACUUUUAA
Caenorhabditis briggsae is the source of this 3042-nucleotide messenger RNA. The record is from RefSeq and is a predicted model, not a curated record. Lineage: Eukaryota; Metazoa; Nematoda; Chromadorea; Rhabditida; Rhabditidae. The transcript is spliced from 11 exons. Bases 1 to 3042 code for a protein of 1013 amino acids.